GGGCCCUCCCACUGUCCCCCGCGCCGCCUGACGGCCCCGGCCCUCGCUUCACCCCGACGCCCCGGCGUGCGCGUCCUCCCGUCGGCCUGCAGGCCCGGGGCCUCCGCCUGCUUCCCUGCCGCUGCUCCUCGCGGCCCCGACUCGCGUUCACGCUGUCGCCCGGGCCGGCGCGGCCGCGGGCAACCGCUCCCCCUCCCACACCCACCCCGCCCCCUCCCCGCCUUUUCCGCCCUCCAGUCCCCCUCCCUCGGCCCGCCGCCGCUGCUCCAGAUGAGGUGAUGGCAACGGCCAACUUCGGCAAGAUCCAGAUCGGGAUUUACGUGGAGAUCAAGCGGAGCGAUGGCCGAAUACAUCAAGCAAUGGUAACGUCUUUAAAUGAAGAUAAUGAAAGUGUAACUGUUGAAUGGAUAGAAAAUGGAGAUACAAAAGGCAAAGAGAUUGACCUUGAGAGCAUCUUUUCACUUAACCCUGACCUUGUACCUGAUGAAGAAAUUGAACCCAGUCCAGAAACACCUCCACCUCCAACAUCUUCAGCCAAAGUAAACAAAAUUGUAAAGAAUCGACGGACUGUGGCUUCUAUUAAGAAUGACCCUCCUCCAAGAGAUAACAGAGUGGUUGGUUCUGCACGUGCACGGCCUAGUCAGCUUCCUGAGCAGUCUUCCUCUGCACAACAGAAUGGUAGUGUUUCAGAUAUAUCUCCAGUUCAAGCUGCAAAAAAGGAAUUUGGACCCCCUUCACGUAGAAAAUCUAAUUGUGUGAAAGAAGUAGAAAAAUUACAAGAAAAACGAGAAAAAAGAAGACUACAGCAGCAAGAACUUAGAGAAAAAAGAGCCCAGGAUGUUGAUGCUACAAACCCAAAUUAUGAAAUUAUGUGUAUGAUCAGAGACUUUAGAGGAAGUUUGGAUUAUAGACCAUUAACAACAGCAGAUCCUAUUGAUGAACAUAGGAUAUGUGUUUGUGUAAGAAAACGACCACUCAAUAAAAAAGAAACUCAAAUGAAAGAUCUUGAUGUAAUCACAAUCCCUAGUAAAGAUGUUGUGAUGGUACAUGAACCAAAACAAAAAGUAGAUUUAACAAGGUACCUAGAAAACCAAACAUUUCGUUUUGAUUAUGCCUUUGAUGACUCAGCUCCUAAUGAAAUGGUUUACAGGUUUACAGCUAGACCACUAGUGGAAACUAUAUUUGAAAGGGGAAUGGCAACAUGCUUUGCUUAUGGGCAGACUGGAAGUGGAAAAACUCAUACUAUGGGAGGUGACUUUUCAGGAAAGAACCAAGAUUGUUCUAAAGGAAUUUAUGCAUUAGCAGCUCGAGAUGUCUUUUUAAUGUUAAAGAAGCCAAACUAUAAGAAGUUAGAACUUCAAGUAUAUGCAACCUUUUUUGAAAUUUAUAGUGGAAAGGUGUUUGACUUGCUAAACAGGAAAACAAAAUUAAGAGUGCUAGAAGAUGGGAAACAGCAGGUUCAAGUGGUGGGAUUACAGGAACGGGAGGUCAAAUGUGUUGAAGAUGUACUGAAACUCAUUGACAUAGGUAACAGUUGCAGAACAUCCGGUCAAACAUCUGCAAAUGCACAUUCAUCUCGGAGCCAUGCAGUGUUUCAGAUUAUUCUUAGAAGGAAAGGAAAACUACAUGGCAAAUUUUCUCUCAUUGAUUUGGCUGGAAAUGAACGAGGAGCUGAUACUUCCAGUGCAGACAGGCAAACCAGGCUUGAAGGUGCUGAAAUUAAUAAAAGCCUUUUAGCACUCAAGGAGUGCAUCAGAGCCUUAGGUAGAAAUAAACCUCAUACUCCUUUCAGAGCAAGUAAGCUCACUCAGGUGUUAAGAGAUUCAUUCAUAGGUGAAAAUUCUCGUACCUGCAUGAUUGCCACAAUCUCUCCAGGAAUGGCAUCCUGUGAAAAUACUCUUAAUACAUUAAGAUAUGCAAAUAGAGUAAAGGAGUUUGGAAUUAGUCCAUCAGACAUUCCCUUCUCACAGGGUAGUGGCAGUCGCCCUGAUCUCUCUCCUUCUUAUGAGUAUGACGACUUUUCUCCUUCGAUUACCAGGGUGAAAGAAUUGACUGUGGAUCCAACUGCUGCUGGUGAUGUCCGUCCAAUAAUGCACCAUCCACCAAAUCAAAUUGAUGACUUAGAGGCACAGUGGGGUGUGGGGAGUUCCCCUCAGAGAGAUGAUCUGAAACUUCUUUGUGAACAAAACGAAGAAGAAGUUUCUCCCCAAUUGUUUACUUUUCAUGAAGCUGUCUCACAAAUGGUAGAAAUGGAAGAACAAGUUGUAGAAGAUCACAGGGCAGUGUUCCAGGAAUCUAUUCGAUGGUUAGAAGAUGAAAAGGCUCUCCUAGAGAUGACUGAAGAAGUAGACUAUGAUGUAGAUUCAUAUGCUACUCAACUUGAAGCUAUUCUUGAGCAAAAAAUAGACAUUUUAACUGAGCUGCGGGAUAAAGUGAAAUCUUUUCGUGCAGCUCUACAAGAAGAAGAACAGGCCAGCAAGCAAAUCAACCCGAAGAGACCCCGUGCCCUUUAAAUCAGCAUUUGCUGCUAAAGGAUCCCCAGAACCCACACUGCUGUAAUAUACAAUGGUUCAGCUGUAAGGGCCAUUUGAAAGUUUGAAAUUUUAAGUGUCUGUGGAAAAUGUCUUGUCCCUUCACCUGAAUGACAUUUCAAUUUUGUGAACCACUCCUUUGUCUACAAAAUGCUUCUAGUCGAGGAGGCACAACCAAGAUUUGGGAAUAGUGAAGCAUUUUGUUUCAUUUACCCAGAUAGUGAUUUACUUUUGGAGAUCCUUGCCAAUUGUAUUUUCUGUAUGAAGUAAGGUUGUGGACUUGAUCCAGCGGUGAAGAGUAGGGGGAAGCCACAGCAUUUCCUUUUAACUUGGUUCAAUUUUCGUAGCAAGACUGAGCAGUUUUAAAUCCUUUGCGUGCAUGCAUACCUCAUCAGUGAUUGUACAUACCUUGCCCCCUCCUAGAGACAGCUGUGCUCACCUCUUCCUGCUUUGUGCCUUGACUAAGGCUUUUGACCCUAAAUUUCUGAAGCACAGCCAAGAUAAAUUACAUUCCUUAAUUGUCAUUGUAAAUUACCUUUAUUGUGUGUACAUUUUUACUGUAUUUGAGACAUUUUUUGUGUGUGACUAGUUAAUUUUGCAGGAUGUGCCAUAUCAUUGAAUGGAACUAAAGUCUGUGACAGUGGACAUAGCUGCUGGACCAUUCCAUCUUGUAUGUAAAGAAAUCUGGAAUUAUGAUUUUAAAACCAGAUAAUGUGGUUAUAAUUUUCUUAGCAUUUUCUUUGUAAAGAACUAAAAUAUAAACUAGUUGGUGUAUAAUAAAAAGUAACGAAAUUCUGAGAAGAGUUUUAUCUUAGGAUAAUACAUAUAUAUGCAGUGUGUUCUCCAGUGUGGUAUUAACAGGACUAAUAGUGCAAUUUGAUCCUUACCAAUACCAUUACUUAAAGUGUCCAUUAGCACCCCAAAAUGUACCUCCUAAAUGUACUGAUAAAGGAAAUUGGCUUCUGAUGCAUGAAUAUUUACAUGUACACUGAAAGUAGUCCAUAAUAGAACUUAGUUUAAGCCAAGUGUAGACAGUACAUAACUCCCUUGAGAAAGAAUUAAGCUAAAAGAGGGUUGACUUUGCCUCAAAAGGCAGAUCGAACCCAAGCCCCAUCCAUUACCUAAAUGUGUGAUGUUUCAUCAUUAUUUGGUGAGAAUCACCAAAUUCUCGCCAAUAAAUUGGAUUAGGGUAUGCUGCUUUUUAAAUGGUGGCACUUAUUUUUACAGAUUGCUACUCCAAGGAAGAAAACUGGCCACUUUUCAUGUAAAUAUUUUGUUAAAAGAUUUAUAUAUCUCUCUAGGAGUUUUCCCUUAGUUCCUAGGAUAGAAUCCAGGAGUAGAUUAACAACAAAAAGUCUCCCAAGGAUGUCUUGUUUUGAUUUACUCAAAGGAACUACUGCUCAUUCAUUUGGGCCAAAGGGAAGCUAUGAAUGGAGAGUCACAUGAGCCAGAUUCCCUACUUCAUUGUUCAUAGAACCCAGAGGGUAGUUGUGGGAAAUCCUAACACCAUCGUGAAAUGCUCCUCUGUAAACUUGAAAUCUAGAACAAAUGUAGAUUUUCACAAUGUGCUUAUUAAUAAAUGAUAUCUAUGGAAUGAGUUUUAGAGAUAAUUUACUUCAGUACAAUCACCUUUGUUUUGGAAGGGACUCAGGUUUUCUUGCAGUUGUAAGAUAUGUUCUUUUGUGGUAUUUCAAAGAGAAGAGGAAGAAUGGAGCAGAUACUAUUGACCUUGCAGAGGUUGCUUAAAAAAGUAGUUUUUGAGGCUAACCAACCUUCAGAGGGCAAUAAAGAGAUGUGAACUUGCUCAUUUUAAAGCACAACAGAUUACUCUUUAUUAAUUAAAUAAGAUGGAUACUAUCUCUGGAAGGUCUUAUAUUCAAAUAUGCCGCCUUAUACUAUAAUGGCUUCAUUCUGAUCAGUAAUCAAGGUCUUUAGAAAAUUAAUACCAGAAAAGAUCUUGGUGGUAUAGUCCAAACCUUCAGUUUUACAGAUAGGGAAAACUGAAGGCCAGAAAAGGGACUAAAACUCAGUAGUUCACAGGGGAAGAGGAAAUAGAGGGAAAGCUGAAUUAACUCUUAAAGUUUUCCUAUAAGUGUAGAGAUGGUACAAAUGAAUUUUGCAAAGUAAGUAGUUUUGUGAUAUUAAAAAAACCUACUCUUGAGGUAUAUUUAAUAUUUAUGUAACAAAAGUGGCUUGAUGCAGCUAUUAUUUAAAGAAUAAUGAAUUUUUUGGAUCUGGGUUAAACAUUCUCAGAUUUCUUGAAAGCUGAUAUUCCUAUUAAUAAGUAAUUAUUUUAUUUAUAUAGGAGUGUUCUACUAUAUCACUUUGAAGCCAGAUUUCAAAAAAAUCUGUUUAGGUAAACAACUUCCUAGGUUUACUCAGUGUACCUAUGUUAAAAUAAUUUGGAAGCAGUCUUUCUUUUAAGUUAGGUUUUAAAAAAGUCAGUUAUCAAGAUAUUUUUAUUAAUUUCCUUAUAUAAAUAAAAUAAUCAGGUACUAUAAUUCUUUAUUAAAGGACAUUAACAACGCUUAGUAUUAUAUUGAUAAUGAUUUAAACAUAGUAGCUAGUGAAGACUUGUUUAGGGCAUCUAUUGACAUUGUCAACUGGCCAUUUUAAAAAUAGCUUAAAACUAAGCAUCAGUAUAUGAAAAGACACUGGAACUUUGUUUUCCAGAAGUCACAUGAAUACUGAGAGCCUCUAGUUACGAGAAAAUGGCUGGUUGAGAUGUUUAUUUGUUUUAAAUAAGUUGAAGGGCAGAAUUUGAACUGUAAAGCCAGUUUUGAUUUACAAAACCCUUUGAAAUUUUGUUAAACUGUGGCUUUCCCCCAGAAAACACAUACUAUCUUAUAGUUCAUUUCAUUCCAGCUGAGCAUGCUCAUUUCACAGUUAAGGAACCAUGCCCAGAAGUCAUAUGCCUGGCACCACCGCAUGGUGGCGGUAGCGGACUCACGUUUACCCAGAACCCGAUGGAGCCUCUGCUGCUACAGGACAGCUUAGGCAUAGGCAGUGAGUGAAAGAAGCUGUGUAAGAUAAACAGAGAAGAAAUGAGAGAAGCAAAAUAAGCAGUUGUUUUAUUGUGCACAUGAAUAAAAAGAAAUCGUAUGGGAAAUAUGUGACUGAGUUAAGCAUGUUUUAACUUUUUUACUAUUUGAGGGGCAAAGGCCUACACAGGUCCUCAUAUAAUAUAUAACAGAAAAUAGAACAGUAACAUCUUUAUACAAUAACCUGUUAGAAAUGGUAAGUUUAAGUGUAAAGUUGUGCGUGCCUGCGGCUCUUCAAGAUUAUCAUGCGUAGAUUGGACCCUGCCCUAUGUUAGAUAUUAAAAACACACCACAACCAAAAAACACUCGGGUACUUAGAAUUGACUGACUUACUACCAUGAGAAUUCAGAGUAAUAAAUGGUGACAGUAGUAGUAUUAAGUCAAAACUAGUCAAGCACAUAGUGUUCCAGGGAAGCAAAGGCAUAGUUCAUCUUCUCAAAUUAUUAAAAAUACGUAAUUCCAGUUUCUUGUUCUUGAGUUUGGAAACUUCUGUUUUCCAGACACCUAAGAAAAAUGUAUACCUUCUGCAUUGAAUCCAUGUAGCAAUCUGAAAAAAGAAACCAAAAUGAGAUGGUAUUGAAAGGUAAUUUAUUGCACAUAAUAAUGCAUAGUUCCUAUACCACGAAUUCCAAAACAAACACAUCAGCAAACCUCUGAAGCCCACCCACUCCUAACACUAGUCAUUAUAGAAACGUCAUUCUUCAAUUAAAUUUGCAAGAUAUAUAUUGGUUAAAGUCACAUUUUCUUGCCUCUUUUGUCACAGCCUAUGUGUCUUAAGUUAUGGUGAAUCUGACCAAAUUAUCUUAGACCUCUACUAUCCAGACAUAAGAGCUCACUGGCGCUUGUUCUGUUUCAACAUGGUAAGUGAACAAGAAGCUGUUUGGAACUAGAGACAGAAGAAAAAUGAGUGGGUCAUCUUAAUGUUCACUUUUCCCUCUCUGGGCUCACUAUUACUCAGGUUCCAAUUAAGUACUUAACACAUUGCUUUUCUCUCCAUACCUUUGUUACCUAUUGGAUGCUAAUUAGCAAACUGCAUAUGCUUAAUAACCUUGAAGAAAUUUGGUGAGAAUUAAAGUAAGCUGAAAUAUUUCUAUAUAGACCGGAGAUGAUUUUCAGGAUGGCCCACAGGAACAGCUGAAGAUGGAUGAGAAUGUUUGAAAAAGGAAGACAGGUACUUAUGAGUGCUGCUCAACUCCUAGGAUUAACCUCUGAGGAAGACUCAGUAGUACUGCUAGCCUGCCAAUAUAAAAUAUAAACCCCAUCUGUCUUAUAUGGAACUGUGCUGCCAGCUUAGAAAAGUCAAACCAAUUACUUGUAUAACAAUCUACCCUCAUUUUUUAUUCAGCUCCUAGAACAGGGACGUUCUAAACAUGAAAUGACUAAAUAGGCAAAAACUGUUCAGUAAGUGAUAGUUUAUUAGGAAAUCAAAGUGUUAGUGCUUAAAAACAGUGAGUAUAGGUAACUGAAGGCUUAUUCUGCUUUCAUAAGACUAAUCUGCUUAAUUCAAGGAAAACAUUUGGGUUUGCACUGCCCCAUUAAUUAUGACACCCUUCUUUUAUUUUAGGUGUGUAGAACUUGCCUCAGUCGACAAAAUAAGUAACUAUAUUCUUAAACCAGUUAGAACUGAAAACCAGGUAUGAUUGUAAUUGACAUUAUUUCAUGUGUAGGAUCUAUUUAACAAUAACUCUUCCCAGUACAGAAAAAGAAUGAGAUUCAAUGACAUGUGUUAUGCUGCUUCUACCUUACAGGCUACUUUGAAGACACACACUAUUAAGACUAACUAUGAAUGGGAUUUGGGGGAGGAGGCUGAAGGGGAGGAGCACACAUACCACAACACACAUUGACACAGAGGCUGUCUCCAGGCUCGGACUGUUCUUUAUUACUGUUCUUAAAAUGUUCAUUCUGCUGCAGCUAACUAGCCUCCAUCUUCUACACCAAAUACUAUUCCAUACUAUGGAAGUGCUAUGCAAUAACCCCAGGUAGCACCUUACACCGCUUAAAAGCCUUUAAAUCUCUAAUCGGAAGGUGUCACAGUAAAGAAAUGUAAACACUUAGGAAAAAAGAACAAUGUAAUUACCUGAUGAAGUCAUCUAUGUCCAUGGAACGGGCCCGCUUGUCACUAAAACCUGUGCUGGUUAGGAUUUGCUGUAUUUUAUCUGCUAUGCUGAAAUCUUCUGGUAUUAUCUAUCAAUAUAAGAUUCAGAAUAAAUGAACAACAUAUCUUUAA
Mirounga angustirostris (Northern elephant seal) is the source of this 7799-nucleotide messenger RNA. RefSeq names its product kinesin family member 2A (gene KIF2A). Bases 279 to 2513 code for a protein of 744 amino acids. Gene Ontology annotation, molecular function: ATP binding; microtubule motor activity; microtubule binding. NCBI's taxonomy places the organism in Eukaryota, Metazoa, Chordata, Mammalia, Carnivora, Phocidae. The transcript has 21 exons. Gene Ontology annotation, biological process: microtubule-based movement. The record is from RefSeq and is a predicted model, not a curated record.